This is a messenger RNA of Marchantia polymorpha subsp. ruderalis, 3551 nucleotides long. The record is from the annotation of a GenBank genome assembly. NCBI's taxonomy places the organism in Eukaryota, Viridiplantae, Streptophyta, Marchantiopsida, Marchantiales, Marchantiaceae.
AGCUCUAGAAUCUAAUCGAGUCGACAAUCCGGUCAUUGAUUCAUCGCUUUUUCCACAAACCGCUGAAAGAUUCCGCUGAAGAUUAAUAUUAUAUGGCUAGAAUUUCCCGGAAUGGGAUAGGCACAAUAUCAACGUCACAGGAAAGGAUGGGAGGACGAGGAAACUAAGGGCAGUCCAGUGUAAGUGGCAUGAGAAUCACAAAGAAAUAUAUGAGGAACAAUCGAAGAUCGAUGCAGCUGCACCUGAAAGGAUACGACCGAGGAAAGCGAUAUCAUCCGAAUGGAAGAGGGGAUCUCUUGUGUGAAAGAGAGAAGACAACUCCCUGCCCCAGGUCCGGACAGUUGACUUCUUUUCAAUCCUGAUGAACCAAGUCCACAUUCGUCAGAUACAUUCUAGCGCAGGUUUGUGCCUCUUACGUCUCACAUCUGUUUAUGAGAUGAACACUGCAGACAGUUGACUCCAUAUCCGCAGGUUCGGGAAACGUGUCACCGGAUCUCACUGCGCACUUCUGUGAAGCUCUCGUGCUUCCAAUUUCGGCACCUUAAACUAGUCCCUCGGGUCAUCGGAUCACGUGGAGAGAAAAAUGCACGCUGGAAACCUAGCCUCUACGAGGGUAUCGAAAACCAGCGUUGACUGUCACAGUCUUUCACUACCUGCGACUCGAUUGAUGGUUCGAAGAACACCGGCUCCAUGUGGUCAAAGGCUGUUUCUUCGCCUGUAGUGGCUUCAAUCCAAAUCUAAAAUUGCACUUUCGUUGCCGGCAUGGCAGGAACGUCCGGAAAUUGAAGCCAAAAAGCUGGAAGCAUCGCUACUACAAUCAUUAAACGGUUGAAGUUGGAUUGACAUGCAUUGACAGAAUAUCCAUUGCAAAGCAGCUAGAAAGAGCAAAGAUUCGUCCGAGAGGCAGGACAAGGUUUCUCUUUCUGGCUUCCUUGCAGCAGACGGUCAAUGUGGGAUUGAUGGAAUGGAGUUGUCAACCAUCACUUGGCUAAGUAGACCUUCCAGCUGCUUGGACGAGGACGAGCGUUACUCCCUAGGAACGACCAAAAACAAGUGUCUGUCCCUUCAGUACCUCCUACAUCAAUUCGACUCCGGAAGUGCAUGACAUGCCUACUGCCGAAUGUAAUAGCCGUGAAGACGAGGAUCAAAACUGGAGCGCACUGUGUCGGUGGAGGUUGGACUUCUGAUAUCAUAAGCUUGGACGAGAAUGGCGUAGGAGACGAUACAGUGUACAGGAUUAUAUAAGCACAAAAGAAAAACAGAGCUCGUGGACAUGGCGAUUCCGUGCUCGACCAUGAGCUUGGUAUGUGCACUCACAAAGCUGCAAGAAGAUGGGCAUGACCACGAGUUGGAGGCCUGUCGACUGCUCGGUUUCGGAUCUAUGUCAGAAAACGCUCGUCACAGGAGUAUCCUGUUGCUCUGGCUCUGGCCAUGACAAAAUAUCCUUCUCGUCUGACAUAUGAACGGAGUUGUCUGCCACCAUUGCAAGUGGACAACACUAUGGCAACACUUCGGUUGGCUAUACAGAACGUCAUGCGUUUCAGGCCCAGCAGCAGCAGGAAGCUGCGAGUGUGAGGCCAAAGUGCUUGAGCUCACAGGAAAUGAAUGGAGAUUGUGACAUGUGCAGGUGACAACGGCAUGAACGGCGUGAGCUCGGAGACAAAUCUUUCUCGAGGCACACCCUCGAGGGCACGUUGACUGGAAUUGUGUACUUUGUCGGGAGACCCUGUCCGCUGUACAGUCACGGCGGUCGUUCGUAUGUCCACUUCAGCUGCAUUGCAUUUGAGACGAUCCAGGAUGACUCUGCCGCCUCGAUCUGCCCCUGACUCCACCUCACCAACUACAGCAUGGACAUGCAAAGAGGAGCCAGCCCCCCAACCCCCCCCACCCCCCGCACCGACUUCGACGAUCAUACCAAAUGAGCUCCUCAUCAGCAGCCCAUCGUUUAUCCAUCGUUGGCGAUACGUCCCCUUCUCACACUUUUCUCAAGGUCCUGGGGUCGUACUUUUCUGCCCCCGAAUCUUGCUUCUUAAAUCCCCUCCGCCCCCCAUCUCCUUUGGCAUCCGACUCAUAGCAAGAGCUGCACUCCGACCUCGAGAUCCUGAAUGGCAGUUUGCCCAGAAAACACGAGCUCAGAUUCUGCAUAUACUCAGCUGAAAUUCAUCCACCUCAAGCGACAAAACCAUCGGCGGUGCAGGCCCGGGGGUGGCUGUUUCUCGUGAACAUAGUUUCGGGGAUUGGAAAUCAGAACAUGGGAGGGGAAAUGGACAGAAACGUGGUGACUGCUCUGUUCACUGCGAUAUUCAUUGUGACCGUAGCUGGGAAAUGUUACGGAGACCCCAAUUCGAAGCUGCUGCGAUGGAGCUGCCAGUUGGAAUCUGACGCCCAACUUGCUGACACUGCCGGUCGACACAGUUUAUGGCCCAUUCCUGGACGGGGCAAAUUUGCCACCGGCGGCAGUGCUUGGACCGUGUGCAACCCCGAAAUGGACGAGGCCGCCUGCAAUGCUUGCGUCCAGCGCGCUCUGAGACUGGCACACCUCGCUCUGGACCUCUUAGACAUUGACUCCGAAUGCUCGGGGGAGGGAGUUCAGCUCUAUCUCCAGAGCUGUAAGAUGCGCUACGUGCUGAACGACUUCCACACUCCACCGGAAGUUCUGUACUCAGCUGCAUGAAGCUGCUCCUCUCUCAGGCAUGGCCUGGCUGAUGUGCAGAUUGGAUACACGGAUCCAGCUACAACUGUCCAAAAGUGCUCAAGCACAUGAGAUUCAGUACAGUAGCUGCAGAUACCGCUAUUUCUUUUGCCAAUCGGGCUACUGUAUUUCUACCACUCCGAUCCAAGAAGUAGAUGACUAUUCCUACUAUUCCUAUUGACUAAGUGAAUUAUUCAAGGUCCUAUCGUUGCAAGCAAUGAUGAUAGUAAGGUAACAUAACAGCCCAUAAUCUUUUCUAGAUGUAGUCCUGUCGAUAUUGCAAGUGUGGUGUCCAAAAUGUAAACAAAAUCCUCUUCUCCAGGCUAGAGAGAUGUCGUAAUUGAAGGAAGAUUAAAUAGACCGAGUUGUAGAUACAGAGAGAGACAGAGAGGGAGAGAGGCGAGUAUGGGCUCUUGAUGAUGAUGUUUCGAUGCAAUCUUGAUCAAAAAGAAGUAUUGGAAGAUCCCGUCAAAGCGCCACAUAGAUGAAACUGUAGGAGUAAGAUCUAGGCUAGCCUGAAAACAAAGUUUCACGAGGUGAGAAAUAUUUAUUAUUUUAUCUUAAAUAUCCUAAAUAUCUAGUCAAACUGUCUACAUUUACAAGAGGUUGGUAAGAAACAUCAUGUGCUGUUGUGUUUGAUCUAUUGGAAGAGCCAAAUAGUCAGCAGAUCAAUGUUCUGUCCAUUCAUAUAAAACCCAGCCAGCUGAUAACUGUUCACAGGCUGCCUAAGAAAGUUUAUACUAGAACCUAAGGAGAGUGAGCCUUGUAUGACAUGCUCUUCACUCUUUCACAUUCUUUCAUGUUGAAGUUAGUUCUAUUGCUCCAUAUACUUCAAUAGUAAUAAAGAGUUGAUAUCUUU